GACCCCUGCAUGUUUGGUUAGCAGGAGAGAGGGACUACACACUUACAAUACAAUACAAGGACUUUAAAAGCAGCAGCAGCCAUGGUGGACGCAGCAGCAGCCGAGCAGUUCCUGGAUGCCAACCCGCAGUUCGCUAAGCAGUACUACGACAUCAACUUCCGGCCUAAGGUCAUCUCAGACCUGCUGGACAACAACCGGAAGACAAAGAUCGACAUCGGCAAGUUCCACGACCUGACCACGGUGGAGGAGAGCGAGGUCCUCUUUGACCUGAUUCGGGACAUCCAGGACAACCUGCAGAUGGAGAAGUCGAUCUUCAAACUCAUGAGACACCUCAGCUUCAUAAUGAGGGCCGACCGCAUGAGCCUCUUCAUGUACCGGCAGAGGAAUGGAGUGGCCGAGCUGGCAACCAGGUUAUUUAAUGUCAGUAAAGAUUCCUUGUUUGAUGAGUGCCUGGUGCCGCCUGACAGUGAGAUUGUCUACCCGUUGGAUAUGGGCGUCGUGGGCCAUGUGGCGUCCACCAAGAAGAUGGUCAACAUUGCUGAUGUGUCUGAGAGUGCUCAUUACAGCGACUUUGUGGACGAGCUGACUGCGUAUAAGACAAAGAGCGUCCUCGCCAUCCCCAUCAUGAACGGUAAAGACAUGGUGGCCGUCAUGAUGGCCGUCAACAAGUCAGAUGGGCCGCGCUUCACUGCGAAGGAUGAAGAGACUCUAAACAAGUAUCUCAACUUUGCCAACCUGAUCCUGAGAGUUUUCCACCUGAGCUACCUGCACAACUGUGAGACCAGGAGGGGACAGGUGCUGCUGUGGUCGGCCAGCAAGGUGUUUGAAGAGCUGACGGACAUAGAGCGGCAGUUCCACAAGGCCUUGUACACAGUCAGAGCUUUCCUCAACUGCGACCGUUACUCCGUGGGUCUGCUGGACAUGACCAAGACCAAGGAGUUCUUUGACUUGUGGCCAGUUCAGAUGGGAGAAGUUCCACCAUAUGAUGGACCCAAAACUCCUGAUGGCAGGGAAAUUAUCUUCUACAAACUGAUUGAUUACAUCCUGCAUGGCAAAGAGGACAUCAAAGUCAUACCGAAUCCUCCAGCAGAUCACUGGGUCCUGGUUAGCGGUUUACCUACCUACGUAGCAGAGACUGGACUGAUUUGUAACAUAAUGAAUGCAGCUGAAGAUGAUUUUUUCAAUUUCCAGAAAGGGCCUAUGGACGACUCCGGCUGGACCAUUAAGAACGUCCUGUCUAUGCCAAUCGUCAACAAGAAGGAGGAGAUAGUGGGCGUGGCCACGUUCUAUAACAGGAAAGAUGGGAAACCCUUUGAUGAACAGGACGAAACGCUGAUGGAGUCUCUGACUCAGUUCCUGGGCUGGUCGGUGCUGAACACCGACACCUACGACAAGAUGAACAAGCUGGAGAACAGGAAGGACAUCUUCCAGGACAUGGUGAUGUACCAUGUCAAGUGUCGCAAGGAUGAAAUCCAGCACAUUCUGGACACCAGGAAGAGAUGGGGGAAGGAACCGGAUGAGUGUGAGGAGGAGGAGCUCCAAGAGAUUCUGUCAGAGGUCCUGCCAGACUCAAAGAAAGUUGAGCUCUUUGAGUUUCACUUCUAUGACUUUCAUCACAGCGAACUGGACCUUGUGAAAUGUGGCAUCAAGAUGUACUACGAACUUAAAGUGGUGGACAAGUUUCACAUUCCCAGAGAGGCCCUGGUGAAGUUCAUAUACUCUCUCAGUAAAGGCUACAGGAGGAUCACCUACCACAACUGGAGACACGGAUUCAACGUGGGACAGACCAUGUUCACCCUGCUGAUGACAGGUGAUCUAAAGCGUUACUACACAGACCUGGAGUGCAUGGCCAUGGUGACCGCCGGUCUCUGCCACGAUAUUGACCACAGAGGAACCAACAACCUCUACCAGAUGAAGUCUGGUAAUCCUCUGGCGAAGCUUCAUGGCUCCUCCAUCUUGGAAAGACACCAUCUGGAGUUUGGCAAGACUCUGCUGAGAGAUGAAUCGUUGAACAUUUAUCAGAAUCUAAACCGCCGUCAGCACGACACCGUCAUCCACCUCAUGGACAUCGCCAUUAUCGCCACUGACCUGGCUCUCUACUUCAAGAAGAGGACGAUGUUCCAGAAGAUCGUGGACCAGUCCAAGACCUAUGAGAACUGGAACGACUGGACCAAGUACAUGAUGCUGGAGACCACGCGCAAAGAGAUCGUCAUGGCCAUGAUGAUGACUGCUUGUGACCUGUCGGCCAUCGCUAAACCGUGGGAAAUCCAGAGCAAGGUGGCGCUGUCUGUCGCUGCAGAGUUCUGGGAGCAGGGAGACCUGGAGAGGACAGUCCUGGAGCAAGUUCCCAUUCCUAUGAUGGACCGAACCAAAUCAGAUGAUCUGCCGAAGAUGCAGUGUGGAUUCAUCGACUUUGUUUGUGCUUUCGUGUACAAGGAGUUCAGUCGUUUCCACGUGGAGAUCACCCCAAUGCUGGAGCGCCUGUUGAACAACAGGAAGGAGUGGAACGCCCUGAAGGAGGUGCACGAGGCCAAGCUGGCCGCCAUUGAGGAGGCCAAGAAAGCCAAGGAGGAGGCCGCUGGGGCCAAACAAGCAGCGAGUGCGGCCCAGUCUCAGUCAAAGACGUGUGCUGUCAGCUAGAGAUGCUACAACACCAUGGUACUUGCUACAUGGUUGUGGUGGUCCAGUUUCCCGAUGUCAUUAUUGAGAUCUGACCAGAAAGAUCCAGUUUACUCCCCAAAAAAGCGCACCUCCCACUGUAAAAUACCUGUCUAGCCGUCUCCUUUUUUCUGUUCUGCUUUCUUUCUUCACUGCUCCUUCCUGUCCAUCCUUUGCUACUGUAUUACUCAUUAGAUGCACUUGGCAUCAUGGGGUGUUUAGGCACUUGUGGGAAGCUCAAACAUCUGAGAGUCAGCUGCCAAAAAAGCAUUAAAUGUAGCAAGCUACGCAUAUUAUCUAAUUAAU
This is a messenger RNA of Perca flavescens (yellow perch), 2964 nucleotides long. It is a transcript of the gene pde6a, whose product is annotated as phosphodiesterase 6A, cGMP-specific, rod, alpha. The coding region runs from base 82 to 2640 and encodes 852 amino acids. The transcript has 24 exons. NCBI's taxonomy places the organism in Eukaryota, Metazoa, Chordata, Actinopteri, Perciformes, Percidae. The record is from RefSeq and is a predicted model, not a curated record. Gene Ontology annotation, molecular function: protein binding; 3',5'-cyclic-nucleotide phosphodiesterase activity. Gene Ontology annotation, biological process: signal transduction.